AAGCAGUAAAAGCCCAAUAUGGCAGAAGCGGUCGGUCUUGCGCGGUAACUAAAUCAACAUUUCAACUAACACACUGUCAUAUUCAACACUAAUCAGCACAAGACCGCAGCGAUGAGGGAAAGACAGAAGAAAAAGAAGGGGAGGACAUGGGCAGAAGCUGCUAAAACGGUAUUAGAAAAGUACCCCAACACACCUAUGAGCCACAAAGAGAUCCUACAGGUGAUCCAGAGGGAGAGACUGAAAGAGAUUAGUGGUACUUCCCCGCUGGCCUGUCUCAAUGCUAUGCUCCACACCAACUCUCGUGGUGAAGAAGGGAUCUUCUACAAAGUUCCUGGACGAAUGGGGGUCUACACACUGAAGAAGGACAUUGGGGACGUGGUGAAGGAGCUGUCUGAGGAGGGAUCCGAGGAGGACGAUAGUGAUAAUUUGUCUGAUUCCCAGAGCACAGAGAACAACAAUUACACUAACAACCAGGAGGGCAUGAGGGGACAAUGGAGGAGGAGAGCUCCAUCAAAGCAAAUGCUAUCAAAAGACCCCAAAAGACCCAAGUCCAAGGAUAACAGCUACGUGCCCUCCACGCUGCCAUCUGAUCCGUCGUCUCCUCAGCCACGUUGUUCAUCUCCCUCUGUCCCCAGUAGCAAGCUCAUCUCUCCCUCACAGAAACACAGCAAGAAGGCACUCAAACAGGCCCUGAAGCAGCAGAGGAACCAGCGGAGACAGGGGGGCAUGCCCACCACCUCCAGCCCAAGGCUGCUCAUCAAGAACGUGAAGGACAUGGCUGACACCAUUGCCACUAAGACCGACUCCUGUCCUGCUUCUGGUACCAGGAAGAUGUCUCAGAGGUCCAGUCGACUCAGUGCACGGCAACUGAAGCGUACCAAGUGUGCAGAGAUAGAUGUUGAGACACCAGACUCUAUCCUGGUUAACACCAACCUGCGUGCCCUGAUCAACAAACACACCUUCUCUGUCCUGCCCACAGAGUGCCAACAGAAGCUACUCACACUACUGCCUGAGGUCGACCAACAGGCCUGUAUGGAUGGUCUGUUAAAGGUCACCAGUUCUGCCUUGAACAAUGAGUUUUUCACAUCAGCAGCUCAGUCCUGGAAGGAACGACUGGCAGAAGGUGAGUUCACUCCUGAGUUGCAGCUGAGAAUGCGUCAGGAAAUUGAGAAGGAGAAGAAGGUGGAGUAUUGGAAGGAAAGUUUCUUUGAGAGCUACUAUGGUGAAAACUCUGGACUCAGCUUAGAGGAAUCCAAAGAGCUGCUUGAGUCUGGUCUCAGUCUGGAACUCUCAGCCACCAAACCCCAGUUGUCUCCUCCAACACAGCCAAGUCCUGCUGGCCAAGCACUGCAAGAUCCCAAGGUCCCUGAGAACAGCUGCCAUACUCGUUCGUCAGAGAGGAGGCUCCGAUCAUCAUCACUGCCUAUAAACCCUACAUCUAAACCCAUAGAACCUCCAUCUAAACCCAUAGAACCUCCAUCUAAACCCAUAGAGCUUUCCAAGCCAAGACCGGAACCAGAGCCUGUUCACGAUGAACCAGUACCAGUCCCACCCAUUGUCCCACCAGUUAUAUUACCGAAAAAUGUACAGAAGACACUGGAGGUUGAGUACCCCAGACACAGGACUCGUAGCAGAGGUUUAUCCCUGCCUAUAAUGGCAGUGGAGGCACCUGUUGUCCGGAGGCAGGAUGUGGAGGACUCAACCUUAAUGGUUACUCCACUUGGGGAGAAGCAGAUGGAGGAAGAGGAACAGAAGCUGAAAGAAGCUCAGCCGGAGACCCCCCAGUCCCCUGAGAUCCCACAGUCCCCUGCCCUGGAGAGUCCUCCAGAGGUUUGCUCCCAGACGAAGCUCAGAUCAUCACUGCCGUCCGACCUUUCAAAGCCAGAGCCUCUGGGCUUGGACGAGCACAGUGGGGAGAGGAGGGAAGAUGUUGCGCAAGAGAGAGGCGCCUCGGUGUCAGUCACCCCCAUAUCCACCCCUCUAUCCACCCCCGUAUCCACUCCUCUAUCCACCCCUCUAUCUACUCCUGUAUCCACCCCUCUAUCCACCCCUGUAUUUACCCCCAUAUCCACCACCCCAUCCCCAGAGCCGUUGAAAAGGAAGUCCUCAUCCAGUGAACAGGAAGUAGAGCUGACUCCAGAGAAGAGGGCACGCAUCACUCCACCGACAGUAUCUGUGGUAACAUCUCCAGCAGCCACCAUAACAACAGCUCAGAGAGUGCCUCCGCUUAAGAUUCCUGUGUCACGAAUCCUAUCAGUCCCUGCAUCUCCAACCCAGGUGUCCCCCAGGACCCCUGUACCGCUCAGCCCUGGUCCCAGCCCCGGACGCACUGGUGCUCGCACUCUGGCUGACAUCAAGGCUAAAGCCCAGCUAGCCCGGGCCCAGCGUGCAGCAGCAGCUGCUGCAGCCAGCUCCUCCUCUAAAGGUGCAGUACCAGGCCCAGGACCAGGAGGAGGCAUUGUAGAGCAUAGAGCUUCAGCCCAGACCCUCCACUCCAGGCCCCCCUGCUCCACCCAGUCUCAGUCAACCACCAGGCUGCCAGUAAGUAGCAUCACUGGUCAAUCUACCUGUCAAUCACCUGAUGCAGUCACCACACCAGCCCACUCCAGUUCGGUCCAAUCAUCAGGCUCCUCUGUACCCUUUGACCUUAGUCUGUCUCAAAGAAGCUCCAACACCGGUAGAGCGUCUCUCACUGAUUACCAACAGAGAGGUUACUCCGAUGGUCUGAUGAACCCAUGUUCUCUGAUGGGACCUCAACAUGGGAACAUUCAACAUACGUCAUACCCACCAGGUCCCCAGUCAACCUCUAGCUACACUUCAUCUGUGUGUGGUGUGAAGAGCCAGUGUGUAUCUGGAAGCUCCAUGGCAGCCAGGGCUAGCCACUUUAAUCCAGCCAACAACCCUCUGGUCACAUCUCUCCUCCAGGGGAAAGAGGUCCCUCUGGAACAGAUCCUCCCCAAGCCUCUGGCCAAGGCCGAUGUCCAGAUGUCCCAGGCCAAACCCUCCCAUGAUGACAAAGGGACGAUAAAGUCCCACAGCACUGCUGGAACAGCCAGUGGUGAGAAUAAGAGCCAAUACCUACACGCUGGUGGUGUGGAGGACUACAGUAGAUCUGAACAGCAAGGAUCCAUAGGCCAGUCCACUUCCACCAUACCUGGAACAAGAGCAGGUAUGUUGGCAGAGCUCCAGCACCAUCAAAGGGAAACACCUAACAAAGACAUCCAGGAACAAAUCCUUCAGGCUCUGAUGCACAGGGCCACGCACCAGCACCAGAACCAGCCAUUUGGGGUCUCGGGUGGAGCUCAGCCUGCCCAGUUCGGAGCUUGUAAUCUAUGGCACCAGGAGUGUGGGGACCGUCCCCGGUUCUCCGCGGGGUUCCCUGGACGGAAGAGGAUGUCCAGGCCUGCCAUGUCAGGGCACUACCUCCUCAAUGUCUCCACAUACGGACGAGGCUCAGAGAGCAGUAAACGCUUCCACCCAUUGACCACCGUUAACACCUCACUGACCCCACUGGCCAAUCUGAAGAGAGAGCACAUCGGGGUGGAGAGGCUGGCUAACGAAGGGGAGGAGUCAGUGGAGAAUAAGUCUCAUUCUCACCCUGCUGGAGUCAAGAUGGAAGAGCAGUGCUUCUCAGUCACAAAAAUGGAUGAAACUCUGGGCUUUCAACACUGCUCCAGAAUAAUGUCUGAGUCUCCAUCAGUGGGGGGCUGUAUACCAGAGCAGGAGGACAACAGCUCAGCCGGUACAGAUAGAGACAGUGGCACUUCUGCAAGAGCCAAAGAAACCAAACCUUUCACCCACUCACAAACACAGCACAGGAGGCACCCGGAACUCUGCAAUACUAAACAGGGUGGUCAUUCCGAGCAAUAUCGUUUAUCUGUAUCUCCCCACGUGGGGACCAUGGACCCCACUCACCCCAGUACUCACCAGCGUCCGUCUGCCUUUCAAACUCAGAGACCUCCAAUCGAUAAUCAGGAAUCCAUUUUGGGUUCCUGCUACGGUGGCACCAUCAGCAUGUCUGUACCUCACGCUCUGAAUCACAAUGCUGCUGCUUCAGGCACCGCUUCUAGCUCCUCCCCCUCUGUGUCAGGUAGUGGUGGGGACAGCGGCAGUGGCACCGGCAGUGUCAUGUCUUUCUCAGUGACCGUCACCACCAUACCUGCCGGUCACCCGUUGGACCACAGCAGCCAGGGGGAGGGGUCUCCAGAGCAGGGGUUUAUGGAGGGAUCUGGUAUAGAGGACGUUCAGUCUAAAUGCUACUGCCGACUCAAGGCUAUGAUCAUGUGUAAAGGGUGUGGGGCUUUCUGCCAUGACGAUUGCAUUGGCCCUUCGAACCUCUGUGUCUCGUGUCUAGUGGUACGAUAAAACUACUAAUAAUGUAGUGCUGAGCGAAUAACUAUUAUUUUUCGUCGGUUCAAUUAUUUGAAUUGCAUUUCUGUUAGUUCUAUGCAGUUUCUGUAGAGUUACAUCAGAUCAAGCCUGAAACUGUGCGAUGUAGUAGGAAGUUGUAGUUCCUAACAGGACAAUGUUCUACAUAGUUUAGCGCCGAAAACCUGCUAAUAACUACGUACGGUCUGUGUGGAGCAAGACACGGGGAGGAGAGAGAGCGCGCGAUCGAGAGAGAUCGAAGGCAGUCGCUUCGCGAGCAUGAAAAUAUAUGAUCUAAGUGUUUGAUAGUUGGUAUUUAGCGGUCAUAAAAGUAUGCCUUAUUUACUUUGAAGAACUACUAAAUAGUGAUUUUUGUUGUACAGCAUAGGCAGCAGCUCUAUAUGAGAUGAUGACUCGGAAUGAAGUAAAAAAAUAUAUUAAAAAAUCAUCAAAUAAAACAAAUAUUUUAUUAAAGUAAUGUGAAUAAAUGAUGGUUAAUAAGUGAUACGCAACAAUGGCCAGUCAUUACCAUCGUGUGACUUUUAUUAAUUGUUUUAUUCUGUGUUACAGCAUUCAACCCACAUAAUGUAUAGUGCAUUUAAUGUUUAAAAAGAUCAUCAAAAUUGAAAAAUGUAUAUCUUUUUUUUAACAUUAUGAACCAAAACCAAACCGACUUCAAAAAUCACUAAUCGCUCAGCACUACAUAAAUGUAGACAUGAUCUGUUUCAAUUCUUUAUUAUUGUACCAAGGAACAAAUCAGCAUCAAGUCAUCUACCAUCAUCAACAAGUAGCGGUUUGGAGCAAGGUCAGUUCCAUUUAAAUUCUGGAAGUAAACUGAUUCAAAUGUUUAUUUCAAUUCCGAAUCUAAUUUGAAAAGAAAGACAAAUUGGAAUGUCAGUGUAUUUCCUGAAUUGACUGAAUUGAAGUGGAAUUGACCCUAACCCUGGUUACCAAGGUAAAAAGCACAGUGGCCAUACUCAACCCAGCACAUGGUUUUCAGUGGGGUGGCAAAUCAUUUAUACUGGACGACACAAGAGGUUGGUGGCUCCUUAAUUGGAGAGGACAUGCUUAGCGAAACUAAGUGGAAUGGUAUCAAAUACAUCCAUUUGCUCUGUUUCGGCCAUUAUUAUGAGCUGUCCUCUUCUCCGCAACCUCCACUUUCAUCUAUUCCAUCUGAAAAGAGUUUGUUUUGUACAAUUCACCGAUCAGUUCAAAUCAAAUCUUAACCUUUUAGACUUGAGACAAAAGUUGAAUCUUGGCAAUAUUUUGCACUUGGACAUGUUAUUGUGCUAUAUUUUUGUAAAGAUAGUUUAGAUUUUAAAAAAGUAAGGAAAAAAAUGAAUGUUGCUAUUUUUGUAGAACGUAAUAACAAUGUUAUGUUAAAGACUGCCACUCUUCAUUCUGGAGUUUAAGUUAUGAUGUUUUAAAAGGUGAAGAAGGGAGUUACAUUCAUAUUCAUCGACCCCUUGGGGUUUGUGUGUAGGUGGGAGAGUACAAAUACUGAUUUAUAUAGAUUUUAAAGGUCGCAAUCAAUCAUAUAUAUAUAUACAGUACUAAAAACAAAGUUACAGAUAUGUCAAAAGAACAUAGAUAUUUCAAAUUAUUUAGAUUAUAAAACAUUAUUUCUACUAACGGGGUGACUGACACUGAGACUGUAUAGUACAUGUUGUGUACAGCGUUUGUACUCUAACAUGGUGAUGAAAAGUAAAAGCACUUCGCAAAUAAAUGAAUAAACAGUGCCCUUCAAGGAGCAAGCUGAGUAUCGUCUGAUUCCAGAUCUGUUUGUGUUGUUUUAUGGCAAUGACCAUAGGAGUUAGCAAUACACCACAAACAGAUCUGGAACCAGGCUACAAACUUGAGGCCAUUUCAGAUCAUCGUGUGAAGUUUACAGACUCCAUGAACUCCUAAAACCUCGACUUGUAGAUAUUCUGUCUCAUGACGCAUUUGUUUUCAUAUAUGUUUGUUUGUGUAUAACAGAGUAACUAUUAGCAGUGAUGUACAUUUAAAACACUCAGAGAAAGAAAGGAGAAAAAUGAAGAUUUCAGUUUUUGUAUUAUUCUUUUGCUUUGUAAAUAUUGGCUUUCGUUGAGCUAGAUUUAGAAAUUAAUUUAGCUUUAUGUUCCUUGCUUAAGCAUAUCCAAAAUAUAUUGUUUUUUAUUGCAAAAGAGUUUAUAUCUCUAAAAGAAACUUCACAAAAAUUUGUAUUUUAACGCUAAAUGCUGUGCUAUCAUGAAACCAUUCAAAGUUGUAUAGGCUCCAGGUACAGUAUUCGGGUUGAUGGGCGGUAGAGAUACAAUUUACUAGCUACAUAUAAAACAAAGGAACAUCAUAUGGGUAUACAUGGUGAUUGCAAUUAUAAAAGCAAAAUGUAGCAAUCAUAUUUUUGAAAUGAUCUGACUAAAACUGAAGAUAGUUGCUGUGUAACGGUAUAUUUUAUAGAAAUAAUUUCCAUGGUAAGAUGCCAAAGUCACCUUAUGAAAAUGAAAUGAUCAGAUCUCAUUUUUUUAAAAUGUCUGACGAGUUAAACAAAGUAAUAUAUUUUAAUAUAAAAAAAUCUAUUUACAAAUCAUUUUUAAAAACAACAGGGUAUUUACUAGAAUGAUACACAUUACACCGGUCAGUUUUUUUUAGGUACACCCAUCUAGUACCGGGUCAGACCUACCCUUUGCCUCCAAAACAGCCUGAAUUCUUCAGGGCAUGGAUUCUACAAGUCGGAAACGUUUCACAGGGAUGUUGGUCCAUGCUGACAUGAUGGCGUCACGCAGUUGCUGCAGAUUGGACUGCGGUACCCCACCGUCAACAGCCUGUACCGUUGACACCAGGCAGGAUGGGACCACGGACUCAUGUUGCUUACGGCAAAUCCUGACUCUGCCAUCAGCAUGACGCAACAGGAACCAGGAUUUGUCAGACCAGGCUAUGUUUUUGCACUCCUCAAUUAUCCAGUGUUGGUGAUCACGUGCUCACUAGAGCCACUUCUUGUUUUUAGUUGAUAGGAAUGGAACCCGGUGUGGUCGUUUACUGCAAUAGCAGUGAGUUGUCUGUUCCGAAAUUCUGUUCUACAUACCCCUGUUGUUCUGCGCCUUUUAUUUAUAUGAUUGUGGCCCGCCUGUUAGCUUGCACGGUUCUUGCUAUUCUCCUUCAACCUCUCUCAUCAAUGAGCUGUUUUCACCCACAGGACUGUUUCAACAUUUUCGGUAAACCCUAAACACUCUUGUGUGUGAAAAGCCCAGGAGGGUGUCCGUUUCUCAGAUACUGGAUCAGGUGUGCCUGGCACGACGAUCAUACCACACUCAAAGUUUCUUAGGUCACUAGUUUUGCCCAUUCUAACGUUCAAUCGAACAGUAACUGAAUGCCUGUCUACCUGCUUUAUAUAGCAAACCACGGCCACGUGACUCACUGUCUGUAGGAGCGAUCCAUUUUCGUGAAUGGGGUGGUAUACCUAAUUGACUGGCCGGUGAGUGUAUAUUGGCUGUCCCUUUUUCUUAUGUUUUUGUGUGAAAGCGUGGACAGACCACAACAUAACUUUUUUAGCGAAAAAAACAUCCCCAAGUUUUCUGAUUCCAUAUGACCCAUGUAUUUUUAUGGAAAUCUACAUGUCCUUUUCCACUGAAGUCCUGCCUGGAAUAUUGUAACCAUCUGAACUGUAUGCUCUUGUAACGACUUUGGUUAAUAAGAUAUGGGGCAUUGUUUUGUCUUACACAUAUUUUCAGCAUUAUGUGCUUAUUUGGGGGGAAAUGAAUACAAUUUCAUGGCACCAUUUUGCAAGUGGUGUGUGUGUGUGUGUGUGUGUGUGUGUGUGUGUGUGUGUGUGUGUGUGUGUGUGUGUGUGUGUGUGUGUGUGU
Oncorhynchus masou masou (cherry salmon) is the source of this 8210-nucleotide messenger RNA. RefSeq names its product putative Polycomb group protein ASXL2. The record is from RefSeq and is a predicted model, not a curated record. Gene Ontology annotation, molecular function: chromatin binding; DNA binding; peroxisome proliferator activated receptor binding. The transcript is spliced from 13 exons. Gene Ontology annotation, biological process: positive regulation of transcription by RNA polymerase II; animal organ morphogenesis. Gene Ontology annotation, cellular component: PR-DUB complex. Lineage: Eukaryota; Metazoa; Chordata; Actinopteri; Salmoniformes; Salmonidae. Bases 112 to 4365 code for a protein of 1417 amino acids.